AUGAAGAGAAAGGUUAUGGCAGAAGGAGAAGGUAGCUUCAAUAACAAUCAUGGAGUCGCAUGGUGGAGAGGAUCGUUGCUUGGCAAAGGAGGGUUUGGUUCUGUUUAUCUCGCCUAUUUGAAGAAACCCAAAUCAAGAAACGCGUUUUAUCGGCCAGUCAUGGCUGUUAUAUCGGCGGAGGUCUCUUCAUCAAGUUCUCUUCAGAAGGAGAAAGAGGUUUUCAACAAUCUUCAUGACUGUCCAUACAUUCUUGAGAGUUAUGGUGAAGAAACUACUGUGAGUGAGAAUGGACAGAUGGUCUACAAUCUGUUGCUGGAGUAUGCUUCUGGAGGAACCCUAGCUGAUCUUAUAAGGAGAUCGGGUGGCUGUGGAUUGCCUGAAUUGGAUGUGAAGAGAUACACAAGGUCUAUUCUUAAAGGCAUCGAUUAUAUCCAUAGCCAUGAUUAUGUUCAUCGUGAUUUGAAGCCAGAGAAUGUGUUGCUUGUGCCCAGUGGGAGUGGUGACUUUGUGCCCAAGAUUGGGGAUUUUGGGUUAGCGAAGAAAGUUCAGAAGACAAAGAGGAGAAUGUUUGAUUCAUCUAUUGCAGGGACUAUUUUGUAUAUGGCGCCAGAGACUUUGGUUGAUAAUAUUCAGGAAUCUGCCUCUGAAAUUUGGGCUCUUGGAUGCAUAGUUUUUGAGAUGUUCACUGGGAAACCACCUUGGGGUUUGAACCCUAAUGAGACAAUUGAAGAACUUUGCAAAAGGAUUGCUGAUGGAUUGGAAUUACUUGAAAUUCCAUCUGGGAUAUCAAAGGAUGGGAAGGAUUUCUUGAGAGGAUGCCUAGUGAAGAAUCAUAAGUUCAGAUUCACAAUUGAGAUGUUGCUGAAUCAUCCUUUUGUAUCAGGAAUUGAUGACAGAAUACUUGGUGAGAUUCUAGAUGAAGGGUCUGUGAACUCAUCUGUGACGUACGGUUUCUCUCUAGACUCUUCUUCUUGCUCUACUUCCUCUGAUCCAUCUUUCCCCCUCUCUGCAAAAUUUUUCCUGAGCUUCCUCCAUGCUGAUGGACAAGAUCAAGCACCCAAGAACUUCACCAUGUCCAAGGAGAGCAUGAAGGCUGCUCUAGAGGCCUUUAAGGCCGGCCAGUCAGGUGCGAAUGUGACCUGCGAAGUUUUUCAUGCAGUCUCUCCCACUGUGGCAGGUCGGAUUGCUGCCCCUGCUUCUUCCCGAGCGCUGGUGCCCGUGGCUAAAGGCUCUCGCUUCCUUUGUGCCGAUGGACAAGAUCAAGCCCCCAAAAACUUCACCAUGUCUAGGGAGAGCAUGAAGGCCAUUCUGGAGGCCUUCAAGGUCGGCCGGUCAGUUGCGGAUGUGACUCGUAAAGCUUUUCAUGCAGUCUCUCCCACUGUGGCAGGUUGGACUGCUGCCCCUGCUUCUUCCCGGGCACUGGUGCCCAUGGCUAAAGGCUCUCGAUCUGUGGCCUCCAGGGCCUCCACUCAGGGUAAGGCUCCGGGCUCCUUCAAGUCUUCGAUGGCUUCAAAGCCCAACCCCACCUCCAAUCCAACCUCCCGGGAGCCCAUCACCAUCAAUGAGUCCACUGAGAGUGGCUCUAAGGAGGGGACCGAGAUCACUCCUCUAGCGAUUCAGUCUCGCCAGGCUGCUACUACUGUCGUAAUUGGUAAGGCUGCUGGCAAGUGA
Manihot esculenta (cassava) is the source of this 1671-nucleotide messenger RNA. Its product is annotated as mitogen-activated protein kinase kinase kinase 20. NCBI's taxonomy places the organism in Eukaryota, Viridiplantae, Streptophyta, Magnoliopsida, Malpighiales, Euphorbiaceae. Gene Ontology annotation, molecular function: ATP binding; protein kinase activity. The record is from RefSeq and is a predicted model, not a curated record. Gene Ontology annotation, biological process: protein phosphorylation.